Molecule: messenger RNA, 588 nt
Organism: Kickxella alabastrina
Lineage: Eukaryota; Fungi; Kickxellomycota; Kickxellomycetes; Kickxellales; Kickxellaceae
Exons: 1
Coding region: 374-556 (60 amino acids)
Source: RefSeq, a predicted model, not a curated record
UCUAUGAAUGUUCGGUGAGCGUGAAGAGAUAAACACUGUAUAUAUAAUUGUGUCUUGUAAAGGCGCUAUGCACUGAUGAGAUGGGGCAGUACAUCUAUGUGGUGUGUGUCACUGUGUGACUAUUAAUUGGAUGUUUGUCUGGCUAAACAACCAAGACUGGCUAAUCAGUUGAUCGCGGCCAGCCAAUAAAAUACAAUUGCAAGUUUGCAGAACCACUCGGUUUAAAAUAUUAAAGCAACAAUAGUUGCUACAGUGCACAUUUCAAUGGCGUUGCAAAUAACAUUUAAAACAGACUUAAUGUGUUCAAAAUUUACAUGUUAGAAAAUUAUUUCAAUAGAUGCAUGGUAGUUUCUAUUUUUAAAAAACAAAUGUCAUGUUGGGUUUGGCAUUCUUAAGCACCUUUGCCAGUUUAGUCGCAUCUUUUACAAUGCUUUGGAAAUUUGUUUUUUUCCAGCAGGCCUUCAAAAAAAUUAUUCGGACAAUCCUAGUUCACAUUUUGCACAUGCUUAUUUUCAAUAUACACAAUCUUUGGCAAGCGUUUCAACAGUUCAAAUAGUGUCUCUAGCAAUGGGCGCAGAAUUACAGUGA